ACAACCGCGGCGGUGAUGAUGACGAUGGUGGCGGUGGUGACCGGAGCUUCUGUGCCGGCUAUGUUCGUGUUUGGAGAUUCGUUGGUGGAUAAUGGGAAUAAUAAUUUCCUUAAUAGCAUUGCCAAGUCGAAUUACUAUCCUUAUGGAAUUGACUUUCCCGGAGGCUUCACGGGAAGAUUUUCCAAUGGCGAAAACUUUGUUGAUACUCUAGGACGUUACAUUGGUAUUCCAGCACCACCUCCAUUUGCAAAUCCUUCCACCACCGGACCUCGAAUAUUCGGAGGAGUCAAUUAUGCAUCCGCUGCGGCUGGUAUCCUCGACGAAACCGGCAAACAUUAUGGCGAUAGGUAUAGUUUGAGUCAACAAACACAAAAUUUUAUAUCAACGGUCUCCCAAAUGAACAGAAUGAUGAGCCGAAAUAAUGUAACUCAUUAUCUCUCGAGAUGCAUCGCGGUUAUGGUGUUCGGAAGCAACGACUACAUUAACAACUACCUCCUUCCUUCCUUGUACUCGUCUAGCGAGAUUUACAGACCUGAAGAUUACGCAAAUCUUCUCCUCAAUCAUUAUGCGCGUCAACUCGUGACCUUGUAUAGUUUGGGUUUGAGGAAGUUUUUCCUACCCGGAGUUGGCCCACUUGGUUGUAUACCAAACCAGUUGGCAACGGGUCAGGCCCCACCCGGAAGGUGUUUGGAUCAUGUGAAUCGGAUCUUAGGCCCGUUUAAUGAAGGGCUGAGAUCUCUUGUUGCAAGACUUAAUAGUGGAAACCACCCUGGUGCCAUUUUUGUCUAUGGCAACUCAUAUGGAGUUCUUGGUGACAUCCUUAACACCCCAGCCAAUUAUGGGUUAAAUGUGGUGAAUAGAGCUUGUUGUGGAAUAGGAAGGAACCAAGGGCAGAUAACAUGUCUUCCAUUUGCAGUCCCUUGCUUCAACAGGAGUCGAUACUUGUUUUGGGAUGCCUUCCAUCCAACGCAAGCAGUCAAUUUUAUCCUCGCUCGUCGAGCUUUUAUUGGCCCGCCUAACGAUUGUUAUCCCAUCAAUGUCCGACAAAUGAUUGCUUUCAAUAGUUUUUAGAAUAAACUACUUUAUCAUCAUGUGUAAUGAUC
This is a messenger RNA of Impatiens glandulifera, 1103 nucleotides long. RefSeq names its product GDSL esterase/lipase At1g71250-like. Lineage: Eukaryota; Viridiplantae; Streptophyta; Magnoliopsida; Ericales; Balsaminaceae. Bases 16 to 1071 code for a protein of 351 amino acids. The record is from RefSeq and is a predicted model, not a curated record. The transcript is spliced from 5 exons. Gene Ontology annotation, molecular function: hydrolase activity, acting on ester bonds.